Helobdella robusta is the source of this 675-nucleotide messenger RNA. RefSeq lists its product as hypothetical. The transcript is spliced from 3 exons. The record is from RefSeq and is a predicted model, not a curated record. The coding region runs from base 1 to 675 and encodes 224 amino acids. NCBI's taxonomy places the organism in Eukaryota, Metazoa, Annelida, Clitellata, Rhynchobdellida, Glossiphoniidae.
AUGUUCUUCCUUAUCACUUUCUUUUUUGUCCUCAGCUCAUGUCCAUGGGGCGUGCACAGAAUGCCACAGAUCAAGUAUCAACGUCUGCAUCUAAUCGAGAUAAUCCGCCACCACGGUGUACCUCAUUUUAUUAUUCGCGUCAUUCCUGUUACUAAACUCAAUGCACAGCAACUUCAGUGUUAUUUGUUGGAAGCUGUUGAGUUCUUUGUGGAAAACAGUGGUUGUGUUAUAUCUAUGUGUGCGACAAUUGUACAACAACCGGUGAAUCUUCCAAGCCAUGUCACUAAAAUAUUCCUUGUAUAUGAAUAUGUGCAAACCACUGAACCGCAACAAGAAUUACUGAAGAUUGUCAGAGAUUCGUUGCACACUGCAGUGACAAGUGAAAGCAUGUACAAAGACAGAGUGACGGCUCUACUAUUGCAGCUUCAGUGUGGCAAUUUUCAGAAACUCUUAGGCAUGUGUGAUGAUAUUGCAAGCCGUCGUAACAGGCCUGGUGUACGACAAUGCACCUCACAGAUUUUAUUGAUAGCUAAUGAAAAUGAAGCAACUGAAGCAACAUUGUCAUCCGAGUUCUUAAAAGAACUAGACCACGGUGGUCUAACACAACCUACAUUGUCAAUGCUUUCUUUGUUCAACGCGCUGUCUUAUUAUGCAAUUCCUAGUGUUCAAACGUAA